Messenger RNA from Mytilus californianus (California mussel), 478 nucleotides. RefSeq names its product fatty acid-binding protein, adipocyte-like. The record is from RefSeq and is a predicted model, not a curated record. Gene Ontology annotation, biological process: fatty acid transport. Lineage: Eukaryota; Metazoa; Mollusca; Bivalvia; Mytilida; Mytilidae. Bases 28 to 429 code for a protein of 133 amino acids. Gene Ontology annotation, molecular function: fatty acid binding. The transcript has 4 exons. Gene Ontology annotation, cellular component: nucleus; cytosol.
AUUAACCAUUUCCUAUAGGAGCAAAACAUGUCUCAAUUUCAAGGAAAAUGGAAAGUUGUUUCAGAAGAGAACUUAGAUGAUUUAUUUCAAGCUUUUGGUGUUGAUAGUGAUAUGAGAUCAAAGACAAAGGAAGGACUUAUCAAACCAACACAAGAGAUAAUUGUGAAUGAAGACGAGUACAGAGUUAAAACGAUAGUAGGACAUCUAAGUACAGAAGUCACUUUCAAGUUAGGAGUAGAAUUCCCAAGUUCAUCAAUGGACGGCAAAAAGAUUAUGGUUAGAUAUAAUUUAGAUGGUAACAAACUAAUAGAAGUACAGAAAUAUGACAACAAGGAAGCCACAGUUACUCGAGAAGUAAUAGGAAACCAAUUAGUAACCGUCAUAUCUGGAAAUGGCAAGAUGGCGAAGAUUAUCUAUUCUAAGAUUUAGUGAUUAUUUUAACCCUUUGAGUUGGUAACCUGUUUAUUUCAUAAAUUUA